Molecule: messenger RNA, 252 nt
Organism: Pygoscelis adeliae (Adelie penguin)
Lineage: Eukaryota; Metazoa; Chordata; Aves; Sphenisciformes; Spheniscidae
Gene: CDKN2A
Product: cyclin-dependent kinase inhibitor 2A
Exons: 2
Coding region: 1-252 (83 amino acids)
Source: RefSeq, a predicted model, not a curated record
AUGGCUGCUUUGGAGGUGCGGAAGCUCCUGGACGCGGGCGCGGAUCCCAACGGGACCAACUCCUUCGGGAGGACCCCGCUCCAGGUACGGAGCGCCAGAGCUGGGGGUGACGGGUGGGGGGAGCUGUCCCCUGCCCCGCUGGCGGGGGAGGGCGGAGGGAUUUCGGGUUUUGAAGGAAUUUUUAUUGUUAUUACGAGAACCCGACUCCAGCGCAGCUGCCUGAAUACGAGCGGGCGCUUUUCUGAACCCUAG